Thlaspi arvense is the source of this 1531-nucleotide messenger RNA. Lineage: Eukaryota; Viridiplantae; Streptophyta; Magnoliopsida; Brassicales; Brassicaceae. The record is from the annotation of a GenBank genome assembly.
GAAACGAUGCCUCCUAUAUAAACCCUUUUCGUCUCUGUUCAUAUUUCAUUCAUAUUUUUAAACAUUAAUUCUUUGUUAUUUCAAUCUCUCUCUCUUGAAGGGGAGAAAAAAAAAUUGUUCAUCAAUGGCGAUGAGAAAACUUUUGUCGAAGCGUCUCUUCAACAUCUCAAAUGUGGCGUCUCAGAGUCUCAUGAAUUGUCGUAUUUCGUCGUCCUCGUUGGCCGUACGAACCAGAGUUCCGAAAGAAUCGGGAGAGGCGAAGAUUGCUACGGAGCCUGGGGAUUCCGGGAUGUCGCGGAGGUUUCUGCAUAAUAGCGCUAUGAUUAGGCCGGAGAUUAUGCAGAUGCCGGUGGGAGAGAGCCUAAUGGAGAAGCUCCGGGAAAUCGACGGCAGCAAGGACCGGAUUCGAUUAGACGGCCUUGCUCCGCCGAUUGCGAUUCCCGAGGCGGAGAAGGAGACGCCGAGUCUUACGGUGGCGGAUACGAAGAAGCUGCUUAGGGCGGCGCAGAUCGAAAUCGUGAAAACGAAGCUUAGGGAGACCGGGAGAAGCUGGAUGCCGUACGCGGAGUUCGUCGGCGUUUGCGGUGAAGCUUCUUCAGAUCCAGAUCACGGAUCUCGAAUCGCGAAGAUGCUUGACGAUUCAGCAAACGUCAUCGUUUUGGGAGAUUCCGUUUGUCUCAGACCAGAUCAGGUUACCAAAUCCAUUGAAGGCUUGCUUCCUUUACCAAAGAUCCGUAACCCAAACGACCCACGAAGGAUCGAGUUGAAAGAGCUCGAGGCAGUUAAGGCAGUGAUCGACGUGAAAGCGCACUCUUUGGUGCGUAAGGAGCUCUGGGCUGGUCUCGGUUACUUGAUCCUACAGACCGCUGGAUUCAUGAGGCUUACGUUUUGGGAACUCUCUUGGGACGUGAUGGAGCCGAUCUGUUUCUACGUCACGUCCAUUUACUUUAUGGCUGGGUACACUUUCUUCCUCAGGACAUCGAAAGAGCCUUCCUUUGAAGGGUUUUACCAGAGUAGGUUCGAGGCGAAACAGAGAAAACUUAUGAAUGUUAAUGGUUUUGAUGUCGAGAGGUACGAUGAACUGAAGAAGCUGUUUUGCCCUAAGGCUUCAGAUCGUGUUUCCAAGAUUCUUGGAGCUAUGGAGAGUUAGUUUUUAGUUCCAAUGUGUUGUUGUCUCAAAUGGCGUCUGAUUUUUCCUAACCUGAGAUUCUAUACCUCCACACACAAAAAAAAAGAAUAGGUGGAUGAAUUUCUGAAGUUUUCAGUUUUCCAUUAAAAAAAAAACAUAAAAUUUGUGUUGCGGCUUUUGUAAUAUCAGAGAAGAGUUAUGUUCUUGUCUUCAAGGUUUUUUCUUUCUUUUAUGAUCAUCAUUAUAAAGUGUAACAUCAUGUAAAUAAUUGUUUGAAAUUUAAUAAAAAAAAUUCUUAUAUCUUAAAAAAAAAAACAUUUUGAACCAAAAUAAUCCUUUUCUGGUUGACUGUAAAUCUGUAAAUGAAAAUCUGUAGCCAGGUUAAGAGUAAUUAAGACUACC